Messenger RNA from Colletotrichum lupini, 1041 nucleotides. RefSeq lists its product as uncharacterized. The coding region runs from base 1 to 1041 and encodes 346 amino acids. The transcript has 10 exons. The record is from RefSeq and is a predicted model, not a curated record. NCBI's taxonomy places the organism in Eukaryota, Fungi, Ascomycota, Sordariomycetes, Glomerellales, Glomerellaceae.
AUGCCUAGCGAUGGCACUCCAGCCUGGGACUCUGUCUCAAUGGACCUACAAAAUAAAGGAAACUUUAACACGCCUCCUGGUGUCGAUCCCUUUGGAAAUGUUGAAGCGAUGAGCUCGGCAAAUGAGGUCUUGGACUCCGACUUAGCAUCCGGCGACAGAGUUGAAUUUCAAAACCCGGGGGGACGUACUACGCCGCUGACUUACAGCGCCGUGUUUAUUGAACCACGGCGUCAACUUUCACAAGAUAUCCUCGCUAGCGAGCCAUUAGGCCCGACAUCUGGUCGUCAGUUGGAGAGUUGGCGGUCCGAAGCCAGUUCCCAAAUUACAGAAGUCGCCUCUGUGAAUCAUACCUUGCUGGAUACGCUUCCAACGCCUCCCGAUACGGCAGAUGAGCCGUACAUCACUGCAGUAACUCAUCACCCACUCGACUGCUUCAAUGCUUUUCUGGUGCUUGGAAAAGGCGUCCAGGAUAUCGAGAAGAGCACAAUCCCUCAAUCACACGAUGGUAUUUAUAGGAAGGGCUGCGGUUGGCAACUCACUUCUCUGCCGCUCAUUGGCAAGUGGCGGAACCAAGCCACGGGCAACGGUGGCAGCCGCAACGCCCCGCACAUCGGCCGGGAACCCCGCGCCGAAACCGGCCGUCCGGGCGCCGGCGCCGUUCCGACCGGACGAUACCCGACGCAACUGACUUGCACCAUCCAUCAACCGACCAAUCGCUCCACCCUCUUAACCCUCCACGCUCCGAUUAGGAAGCACAUCAUCGCCCAAUGCUCCCCUUCUCUCUACAACCUCUCCGUCCUAUUGGAGCUCCCUCCGACAUCUCCAUAUCGGCACCGGCUGCAACCCUCCAUCCACCCGCUCAGCCAAACGGUUCACAUCCAACCGACCAACCCCAUCCCCGGGCCUCCCAAACCCGGCUUCGGUAAAGGCUGGGGUCCAGUGCCGUUAUCAACAAACCCCACCAAACUCCUAUCUCGGCGGGGGAAAGCUCUACCUCACCCCGACACGGCAAACAUGGAUUCGGUGGGAUUGCAUACAUAA